CGCCAGCCGACUUCAACCAGAGCAACAUGACUCCGUUGGCACUGCUGGUCCUGGUUAGCGCGGCGGCCGCCGGAUACGCCCCGGGCUCCGUCUCUGACCCCUACGGCGGACCAUGUGUGGUCGGGAUCUUGGGCCAGCUGCCCGGAGCUGGGGCCUACCCCGUAGCUGGGGCCAACCACGGAGUUAGGGCCUACUCCAGAGCUAUGGACUUCCCCGAAAUUAGGGCCUACUCCGGAGCUAUGGACUACCCCGCAAUUAGGGCCUACGCCGGAGCUAUGGACUACCCCGGAGUUAGUGCCUACUCCGGAGCUAGGGCCUACUCCGGAGCUAUGGACUACCCCGCAAUUAGGGCCUACGCCGGAGCUAUGGACUACCCCGGAGUUAGUGCCUACUCCGGAGCUAGGGACUACUCUGGAGCUAGGACCUACCCAUGGAUCGCCGGGGCGUACCCCGUCGCUGGACCGCGCGCCGCGUCAGGCCCCCAGGUGAACAUCCGCAAGAACGACAGCGUCAACAAUGGAAAACGCAGUUCCGCUUCCGAAUAUGCGACCGCCAACGGCAUCAGAACGGGCGAGACCGGGGCCGGAGUCGAGGAUGUGCGCGGCUCCUACUACUUCACCGACAACGAAGGCAACACCUUCACCCUCGUCUACACCGUUGACGAGAAUGACUACCAGUCGAGAGUCACCCACCUGCCCACCCCAACGCCCAUCCCGGUGCCCAUCCUCAAGGUGGUGGCCACGCCCUACACCGGAGCCGGCGAUCCCAGAGUAGCAAUUGGUGUGUCCGGAGCUGGUAUCCCCGGAGCCGGUGUCCCCGGAGCCGGUAACCCCGGAGCUACUGGCGCCCAACUACCUUACUUCAAGCCACCCGGCUUCGGCGCCAAGACCGUCUACUCGUACCCCAAACCUGGCAAAUAUCAACCCGACACCUCUGAAGUUGCAUCUCGAAAACCGAAGGCCUAGAACUUCAAUUCUCUUCCUCGCUGGCGAUUGUCUCAUUUAUAACCUCUCUGUAAGUUACACCCACAUUUACAGACGCGAUGUCUGUAUGGACGGCGAGGGGUACAACACAUCUUCUGUACUCACCCCUAAAUUUGAGCUGUCUAAUAAUACUCUGGUGAUUUCGAGAUAGUUGAAAUUUUUUUUAUACUUUCUACUUAUAUAUUUUUUUAAAUAACUUUAAAUUAUAUAUAUAUAUAUAUAUAUGAAUUGGAAGAUACGUACAGUGGUUGUUUUCAACUGACACUCCACUCAACUAAAUCUCUCCCGGCACCUUUCCACACACUUCACAUGAGCGCGCGUUGUUUCAGUACUUGAGUUCAUUAUGGUCAGGACGUGAGAGUGUCCUUUGGAGCCAAAUCCUGGGGCAGAUAAAUUUUAUUUCAUUAACAUUCUAUGAUGUAUGAAACGCCCACGUUUCAACUAGUUUCUAUUUUGUGGGUCACAAUUCGUGAAUUGACUGUAAGUGACCAUGACGUCUCAAAAUAAUUUUGUGAGACUGUUUACUUAUACAGGAAGUUUUUUUUUUAAUAACAAUUCCGCUGAUCAUAGCAUCGUAUAGGAAUACUACAGCUUACUGACAUGUGAUACUGGUGUUUGACAUUAUAUAUUCGUUAAGAUAUUUUUUGUUGUUUUUCAACGGUUACCUAUUUCAUAUUUUCCUUGUAUAGAAAUUAAGAUAAGCUUUGGCCAACGGGUUCUAAACUCGCAUCACAAAACUUCAGUUACUUAAUGACUGCUGUAAAGCUCAAUGUCAUAUUACACUCUAGAUCUGAAAGGAACAGUAAAUAGUUCUGUGUAAAAAAAAACUCUGCAUAAAAUUGCCUUUACUUGAAAAAUUCGUUAGAUAAAAUGCAUACAUCAAUAAUUCAACAAUUUACUCAGUUAACAUAAAAUAAGAUUAAUAAUGUUAAAAGGCUUAUUCGUUAUGCAAAAAUACAUUGGGAAUAAAAUCAUAAAGUGAUUUGCCAGUCUUAAUUUAAUCCCUCUUAUAAAUAAUACCACAUAAAAGUCAAAGAUGACAAUUUUACAUCCAACAGAAUGAAUGGUGCUAAUAAAAACAGAAAUUUUAAAUAACAUGUAGCUAUCGAAGUCUGAAAGAUUUCUGUGAUUUGUUUCACAUAUUUCCAGUUAACUUUAAAGGUUUAUAGAACUAACUGUCUAUUUCUUAGAAUGUUUAGAUAUUAGUUUUAAAUGUGACAUUAUUAUGAUUAUACUUAUAUUAUAAAUGUUAUUGUACUAUGUGUGAAAUAAAAUAAAUAAAUUUACAAUUGGUACUAAA
Molecule: messenger RNA, 2283 nt
Organism: Bacillus rossius redtenbacheri
Lineage: Eukaryota; Metazoa; Arthropoda; Insecta; Phasmatodea; Bacillidae
Exons: 3
Coding region: 27-965 (312 amino acids)
Source: RefSeq, a predicted model, not a curated record